This is a messenger RNA of Cebus imitator (Panamanian white-faced capuchin), 1364 nucleotides long. Its product is annotated as testis-specific chromodomain protein Y 2-like. Gene Ontology annotation, molecular function: transcription corepressor activity. Lineage: Eukaryota; Metazoa; Chordata; Mammalia; Primates; Cebidae. Gene Ontology annotation, cellular component: nucleus. The record is from RefSeq and is a predicted model, not a curated record. The transcript is spliced from 3 exons.
AUGGCUUCCAAGGAGUUUGAGGUUGAAGCUAUUAUUGACAAAAGACAAAACAGAAAAGGGAAGACUGAAUAUUUUGUUUCGUGGAAAGGUUAUGACAAGAAGGAUGACACUUGGGAACCAGAGCAGAACCUCACAAGCUGUGGAGAACGUAUUUGUGACUUUAACAGACUACAGAUUGAAAAACAGAAAAAAUGGACAUGGACCAGAACAAUUCAGGAGGACAAGGUGGUGUUGAAGGUGGCAGCAGAGAAACCCAUCAGAAUUUCAUCAGAUCCUGACACAGAAGAGGUUGGAAUAGAAAACAGGACCCAGACACAACCACCAAUGUCUCAGGCGUCUGAUUCAGUUACUGCUUCCAUGUCCACAGAGUCAGAAAACAAAGAAGAGAAGAAUGCACUAAAUACAGAAGUAAUUAAAGAAAUCAUAAAUGCCCUGGAAAGAGCUGCUGUGGAUGACAGCAAACUUGUGUUGUUCAGUGCAGCUGGCAGUGUCUUUUGCUGUGGUCUUGAUUUUGGGUACAUUGUGAAGCAUUUAAGAAAUGACAGAAAUAGAAUGAGCACUGAAAUUGUGGAAACCAUUAAGAACCUUGUGAACACUUUAUUUUAAAAACUUAUUGUUGUAUCAGUCAAUGGCCCAGCCAUUGGACUAGGUGCAUCCAUACUACCUCUUUGUGACUUGGUUUGUGCUAAUGAAAAGGCUUGGUUUCAAACCCUGUAUACUACCUUUGGACAGAGUCCAGAUGGCUGUGCUACUCUCACAUUUCCAAGGAUCAUGUUUCAAACAUCUGCCAAUGAAAUGUGGAUUGGUGAGCGAAAGCUGACAGCAUGGGAGGCAUGUGCCAAAGGCCUGGUCUCUCAGGUGUUCUUGACUGCAACUUUCACCCAAGAGGUUAUGAUUCAAAUCAAGAGGCUUGCUUCCUGUAAUCCUGUUAUUCUGGAGGAGUGUAAGACCCUUGUUUGCUGUAAUACUAAGAUGGAGUUGUAACAGGCCAAUGAGAGAGAGUGUGAAAUGCUGCAGAAAAUCUGGAGCUCAGCAGAUGGGAUAGAAUCCAUGUUAAAGUAUGUUCAAACAAAAAUUGAUGAGUAAAAGCCAGUCUGUCUGCUUAGGACACAGGAACUGAGCCUAGCAGAAUAUAUAAUUAGCUGAAGAUGCCCUAAUUCAUCUUCAUAGCCCAAAAUAAUUUCAAUAAUAGCUAACGCUUGUAGGGAGAAUUGAAAACAUCUAAGUUCUUUAUUUAAUAUUAACAAGAAAUUGUUAAACUCUGUAAAUUUAAAAUAAACAAUAAAACAAAUUACUUGCUCAAAUAUCCUUAUUUUAUGCACACAAAAGCCCAAAUUUAAAAGCAGACUAGUGAACACUAAAUU